GCCGGCCGUCGGAGGGAGGAGCGAGCGGACGGAGCGGAGUCAGCCCGGAGCGGCCGCCGCCAUGACCCGCGGUAACCAACGUGAGCUCGCCCGCCAGAAGAACAUGAAGAAGCAGAGCGACUCGGGCAAGGGCAAACGCCGGGACGACGGACUCUCGGCCGCCGCCCGCAAGCAGAGGGACUCGGAGAUCAUGCAGCAGAAGCAGAAAAAAGCCAACGAGAAGAAGGAGGAGCCCAAAUAGCGGCUUGGCCCGGCGCUUACCCUUCCCCUACCCCCCGCUCGCCUGCCCGCCGCCCGAGCGCCCGGAGCCAGUCGGCCUCGCCCUGCUCACGCCUCCUCCUGUAGUGCUCACAGGCCCCAGCACUGAUGGCAGCGCCGCCACCCCCCACGUGCCCACCACAGACCCACCACGGACACCCCCGCUCCUUGGUCCUCCCCAGUCUGGGCCUCCAUUCUCCCUUCUCCUCCGCGCUCACCACAGGCCCCUGCCCCCUGACCGUCCUUUGCCCGGGCAACCACUUCCCCCACAUCUCACCCGUACCCACUCUGGGCCCCCCUGUCCCUCCCCAGGCUGAGCGGCAGUACCGCCUCCCCUUGUGCCCACAGCCCCCCUAUGCCCACUGUAGGCUCCUCAGUCUGGACAACCACCCCUCUGCCCCAACAAGGCCCCCCUGCCCUGUGUUUUUUAUUGCUAGGGGCCCCCCCAGAGUAUUAAAAGUAGCUUUUUAAUUCC
Molecule: messenger RNA, 733 nt
Organism: Tachyglossus aculeatus (Australian echidna)
Lineage: Eukaryota; Metazoa; Chordata; Mammalia; Monotremata; Tachyglossidae
Gene: SERF2
Product: small EDRK-rich factor 2
Exons: 3
Coding region: 62-241 (59 amino acids)
Source: RefSeq, a predicted model, not a curated record